CUUGGAAGACGAAACAAACAAUUAGAAAAAAAAAAAAAAAAAAAAAAAAAAAAAAGUUGGAAGCAUAAAUCUUUUUCUCUUCUAAAAGCAGUCCUUCUCGAAAAGAAAAUCUAAACCUCCGGAAAAUGGCGACGGAGAGAAACGCUCCGCUGGCUUCGACAUCCGCAGAAGACAACGCCAUGUUUCUGGAUAUACUUCAUGAGGCUCCUUUAUUCGGUCACCGGAAGUCUAGAAGCCUCUUUGGGAGUGUUGUUUACUUGAUAUUAUUGGCAAGUUAUGCUUCUUUGGGGAUUGGAGCUUCAUGGAUAUUUCAUCCUAUACAGAGAUUUAUUCCACAAUUGCUUUGCAGUUGCAAUGUCAUCCUUUUAGUUGUUACAGGUAUUUUUCAACAGUAUCUAGUAUCCCAGGUUCAGAAGAUACGUUUACAGGGUUAUUAUAGUUUUAGCCAGAAGUUGAAGCAUAUUGUUCGCCUUCCUUUCUCCACUAUUGCAUAUGGAACUGCUGCAAUGCUACUUGUCAUGGUUUGGAAACCCCAUGUCAGUUUUCUUUCUAUCACUGCAAUAUUAAGGAUUAUCAUGGUAGUUGAAGCAAUAUGUGCUGGAUCAUUUAUGAGUCUCUAUAUUGGUUAUGUGCACCAAUACAACUCAUUAAAUUCUCAGCCUGAUGUCUUGAAGUCAUUGUAUUCCCCACUUCAACCAGCGAGUUCUUUAGAAGGUUUGAGGUAUCAUGAUGCUGGUCGCCUCUCGGAUCAGCAGAUGGCUUUGUUGCAAUAUCAGCGUGAAAACCUCCAUUUUUUGAGUGAAGAGAUUCUUAGAAUGCAAGAGAGCUUAAGUAAAUAUGAACGUUCUAAUGAUGGAAGCACACCUCAGGUUGAUCUUGCUCAUUUGUUGGCUGCUCGAGAUCAGGAAUUACGGACACUUUCUGCUGAGAUGAAUCAACUUCAUUCUGAGCUGACACUUGCUCGGUCUUUGAUAGCUGAAAGGGACUCCGAGAUCCAGCAUGUACGGACCACCAACAACCAGUAUGUAGAAGAGAACGAGAGACUAAGAGCUAUUCUAGGAGAAUGGAGCACCCGAGCAGCAAAGCUGGAGCGAGCAUUGGAGGCAGAGCGGAUAUCCAAUAUUGAAUUACAGAAGAAGAUUACGACACUCAGAACCCCAUCAAAUGCAUCAGCUGAGCCCUCUGAGCAACGAGGAGCCUAAACCUUAACUUUUUGUGCCAUGUUAUUUCCCGUCGACCACAGGCCACUAAGUUGAAUGUACAUAUCAAUUUUAAUCAAAUAUUCUAAAUGGUAAAGUUAGUUCCUUUUUCCUCAAAA
Messenger RNA from Ziziphus jujuba (common jujube), 1318 nucleotides. Its product is annotated as protein FIP1. The transcript has 14 exons. Bases 126 to 1202 code for a protein of 358 amino acids. Gene Ontology annotation, cellular component: late endosome; lysosomal membrane. The record is from RefSeq and is a predicted model, not a curated record. Lineage: Eukaryota; Viridiplantae; Streptophyta; Magnoliopsida; Rosales; Rhamnaceae.